GAUGACGAGUAUUGCUCAGAGAAAACCACCACACAAGCUUUCGAUUUCUCCAGGCACGGUUUGGAUGAUCCAUCGGCUUCCGGAUCGGAUCCGCCGACGAACGAGGAUAUUCCUCUGCGGUGAAAAGCGGCGGAGAGGUGGCUGAUGAAGGAGUACCGCACCUUAUCCUCACAUCUAUCGAAGCUGAUGUAGAAUUCCACCAUGAUCAGAAGACGCGUUGUUUGAGAACUAGUCCAAGAUUUGAAAAAAAGGAGGGUUUUUUUUUAUUGAGAUGUUUGCAACCAUGUCUUGUAUCUCCAAAGGAGACUCAACACACAUUUUGUCUCCUAACAAAACUCAGAUGGAGGAGGUCUCUUCCUCUUCCAAAGUCAAGGCACUUCCUUUGCCUCCCCAGCACCAAGUGUUUGUAAACUUCAGGGGAGAUGAGUUGCGGUACAACUUCGUUAGCCAUCUCACAAGUGCAUUGCUCAGAGAUGGGGUCAACAUCUUCAUUGACACGAAUGAGGAAAAAGGAAAAUCUUUAAAUGUGCUUUUCGAGAGGAUUGAAGAGUCGAGGAUCGCCUUGGCUCUCUUUUCUGUGAGGUACACCGAGUCAAAAUGGUGCCUGAACGAACUUGUGAAGAUGAAAGAAUGCAUGGACAAAGGUCAACUCCUCAUCAUUCCCAUCUUUUACAAGGUUCAAGCAUACGAAGUUCGGUUUCAGAAGGGACGGUUCGGUUAUUUGUUCAACAAGUUGCGCCAUGUUGACGUUGACAAGAAGAAGCAGUGGUCUGAAGCUUUGAACUCUGUCGCUGACCGAAUAGGCUUCUGCUUCGACGGAAAGAGCGACGAAAACAAGUUCAUCGACAGUAUCGUCGAAAAGGUUAAGCAAGCGCUGAGAAAAAUUCAGUUGGAUGAAAGCAAAGUCAACUCAGUUUUUCUUUCAAAAAACACUUCGUUGCACUUAGGAAGAGAAAACAAUGAGAUUUAUGGACUCAAGCAACGCUUGGACGAAUUGGAGGAGAAGUUUGAUCUUGACUGUCAGGAGACUCGAUAUUUGGGAGUUGUUGGGAUGCCAGGCAUCGGUAAAACCACUCUUGCAAGGGAGUUAUAUGAAACUUGGCAGUGCAAAUUCGUAAGUCACGUGUUAAUCCAAGAUAUUCGUAGAACUUCCAAGGAGCUCGGGUUGGAUUGCUUGCCUGCACUACUCUUGAAAGAAUUACUCGGUGUAAGAAAUUCAGACGUAAAAUCUUCUCAAGGCGCCUACGAAUCCUACAAGAAUGAACUACUCAAACAUAAAGUUCUCGUUGUUCUCGACGAUGUGAGUGACAGAAAGCAGAUAGAGGUUCUUCUGGGGAGAUGCGACUGGAUUAGGCAGGGAAGUAGAAUUGUCAUUUCAACAAGCGACAAGUCACUGAUCCAAGAUGUUGUCGACUAUACUUAUGUUGUCCCACAGUUAAACCACAAAGACGGACUAGGUCACUUUGGGCGUUAUGCCUUUGACCAUCAUUCCAGCAAACACAACAAUGAAGUCAUCAUGAAGCUAUCAAAAGAGUUUGUGCAUUAUGUUAGAGGUCAUCCGCUAGCUCUUAAGUUGUUGGGCGCAGAUCUUAAUGGGAAAGACGAGGGCUAUUGGAAAACAAUACUGGCAACACUCUCCCAAAGUUCCUGCCCGUGUAUUCGAGAUGUGUUGGAAGAAAGCUAUAAUGAGUUGAGUCAAGAGCACAAAGAGAUAUUUCUCGACAUGGCUUGUUUUAGAAAGGAAGAUGAGAGUUACGUUGCAAGUUUACUGGAUACAUCUGAAGCCGCAAGAGAAAUAAAAACUCUCAUGAACAAAUUCAUGAUAGAUGUUUCUGAUGGGCGAGUAGAGAUGCAUGAUAUACUAUAUACCUUCGCCAAGGAGAUUUGCCGAAGAGCACAUGCUCAAGAUGGAAAGGGGGGACAUAGGUUGUGGCAUCACCAAGACAUCAUUGAUGUACUACAGAACAUAGAGGAAGGCGAGAAUGUUAGAGGGAUUUUCCUAAACAUGAAUGAAAUGAAGAGGGAGAUGAGCUUAGACAGUUCCACCUUUGAACCAAUGCACGAUCUCAGAUACCUCAAGAUCUAUAGCUCAGGUUGUCCUCAGCAAUGUAGACCUAACAAUAAGAUAAGCCUCCCUGAUGGACUAAACUUUCCUCUGAAAGAGGUUCGCUACCUCCACUGGCGGGAGUUCCCAUUGAAAGAACUUCCACCAGAUUUCAACCCUUGCAAUCUAGUGGACCUUAAGCUUCCUUACAGCAAGAUUGAACGGAUCUGGAGUGAUGAUAAGUCACAGGAUACAUCAAAAUUGAAGUGGGUGGAUCUCAACCAUGCCAGUAACUUGCGCUUCUUGUCAGGCUUAUCAAAGGCUCGAAAUCUGCAAAGAUUGAACCUUGAAGGCUGCACCAAAAUGGAAACUUUACCCCAUGAUAUGCAACAUAUGAGAAGUCUUCUUUUCCUGAACCUGAAAGGGUGCACAAGUCUCAACUCUCUUCCGGAAAUAAGUUUGGUCUCACUAGAAACUCUCAUCCUCAGCAACUGCUCAAACCUGAAGGAAUUCCGGGUGAUCUCACAAAAUCUAGAAGCUCUAUACUUGGAUGGCACUUCAGUAAAAAAACUCCCUCUGGAUAUCAAAAUACUGAAGAGACUUGCCUUGUUGAAUAUGAAAGGAUGCACGAAGCUGAAGGAAUUUCCUGAUUGUCUUGAUGACUUGAAAGCUCUCAAGGAAUUGAUACUCUCAGAUUGCUCGAAGCUCCAACAUUUUCCUGCAAACGGCGAAAGCAUCAAGGUUUUAGAGACAUUGCGAUUGGAUGCGACAGGCUUAACUGAGAUUCCGAAGAUAUCCUCCUUACAGUGUUUAUGCUUAAGCAAGAAUGAUCAGAUCAUCUCCCUUCCAGAUAACAUCAGUCAACUCUAUCAACUAAAAUGGUUGGACUUGAAGUAUUGCAAGAGUCUUACAUCUAUUCCAAAGCUUCCACCAAAUCUUCAGCACUUUGAUGCACAUGGCUGUUGCUCACUUAAAACAGUCUCGAAUCCACUGGCAUGUCUUACGACAACUCAACAGAUCUGCUCCACGUUCAUAUUCACGAACUGCAACAAACUCGAGAUGAGUGCGAAGAAAGAUAUAUCUUCCUUUGCUCAAAGGAAAUGCCAGCUGCUUUCAGAUGCACAAAACUGCUGCAAUGUUUCGGAUUUGGAGCCUUUGUUCAGUACUUGCUUUCCUGGAAGUGAACUACCUUCAUGGUUAGGUCAUGAAGCCGUUGGAUGUAUGUUAGAGCUCAGAAUGCCCCCACAUUGGCGCGAAAAUAAGCUUGCCGGUCUAGCUUUAUGUGCUGUUGUCUCAUUUCCAAACUCCCAGGUACAAAUGAAGUGUUUUUCGGUGAAAUGCACAUUGAAGUUAGAAGUAAAAGAAGGGUCGUGGAUCGACUUUUCUUUCCCAGUUGGAAGUUGGAGAAAUCAGGACAAUGUUGUAGAGAAUACUGCAUCACCAGAGCAUGUCUUUAUUGUUUAUAUCAGCUGUUCAAAGAUCUUUAAACGUCUUGAAAGCCAGCAUUUUAUCAGCUCUGAUCCUACGAAGUCCACUCUAUCUAGUAAAUGUAGUCCUACCAAGGCCUCCUUUAAAUUCACGGUCACAGAUGGUACGAGCGAGAUACCGGGGCUCGAAGUGCUCAAGUGUGGCUUAAGGUUUUUUAUAGGUGGUGAGAGCAGUGGAGAGUGUUUAAAGAAGUUGGAAGUGAAGGAUGCUGAACAGAAUCUAAGUGCACAAAAGUUAUCAGAUAACUGGACGAGUGAAUCAGUAACCACUACUGAGGUUGCUGUUUUGCCUGAAAAUGCAAACAGUGCAGAACAGAGCCCAGAGACGGCUACAACAGCGGUUACGGCUUCACCAGAAAAAGCUAACAGUGCAGAAUUUCAAAUGGAAAUCUCCACAACCCCACGUGAAGGUCAACCACCCCCAUGUAUAAAAACUUCGAAAUGGGUAUGCUUUGCUUGUUUUGACUUGAGAAAACAUCUAUGAACUGUGGAAGAAAAUGAUAGCUCAACACUAGAGAAAAGUAACCAAGAUGCACAUAACAUAGGAUAGUUUGGUUUGUAUUCACCGAGAUGGAAUUUUUUUGGUACUUAGGGUAUUAGGUUCUUCAUUGUUGUGUGAACUUGUUUUUCGUUAAGGCUGGAGCUUUAAGUCAAGCUCUUGCCAAAUCAUAGAUGCUGAGGUUCUGAUGAUUUGUUUAUUUAGUUUUCAUUUUUUAUUUUCUUCU
Molecule: messenger RNA, 4256 nt
Organism: Brassica oleracea var. oleracea
Lineage: Eukaryota; Viridiplantae; Streptophyta; Magnoliopsida; Brassicales; Brassicaceae
Product: disease resistance-like protein CSA1
Exons: 7
Coding region: 272-4015 (1247 amino acids)
Biological process (GO): defense response; signal transduction
Molecular function (GO): ADP binding
Source: RefSeq, a predicted model, not a curated record